Messenger RNA from Mya arenaria, 2995 nucleotides. Its product is annotated as peroxisomal acyl-coenzyme A oxidase 1-like. The record is from RefSeq and is a predicted model, not a curated record. Gene Ontology annotation, molecular function: acyl-CoA oxidase activity; fatty acid binding; FAD binding. Lineage: Eukaryota; Metazoa; Mollusca; Bivalvia; Myida; Myidae. Gene Ontology annotation, biological process: lipid homeostasis; fatty acid beta-oxidation using acyl-CoA oxidase. Bases 38 to 2050 code for a protein of 670 amino acids. Gene Ontology annotation, cellular component: peroxisome. The transcript has 14 exons.
GACGUCGCAGUUAAUCAAGAGCACCCGAACUGUCAACAUGUCUUCUCAGACUUCAGUCAACCCAGACUUAGCAAAAGAAAGGAAAACAGCUUCUUUCGAUCGUGAAAACCUCACAGAAGUGAUAUAUGGAGGCAAAGAGAGUGUGAGACGAAGACGAUAUCUUCAGAAUUUGGCAAUCCAGGACCGGUAUCUGCAAUCAUUUCCACCAUGGUGGAAUAUGGAUCGCGAGACACAGUACGAUGUGGCAGUGAAGAAGUCUGUCUACUUGAACAGUCUUGUCCAGAAGCUUAAUCUUAAGAAUGGAGCAGAAAUGUUCUACCUUAAGGAGGCUGCGUCUAAUCAGGAAACCAACCCUCUCGGUCUUCAUCAGAUCAUGUUUAUUCCCACCAUUGAGAAGCAGGGCACAAAGGAACAGAUUGAGAAAUAUGUCACGCCUGCAAAACAGUUCAAGAUUUUGGGGACAUAUGCACAGACAGAAUUGGGUCAUGGGACGUUUAUCAGAGGGCUCGAAACAAUGGCCACAUAUGAUCCUGCGUCUGAAGAAUUCGUCAUUAACAGCCCAACCAUCACAUCCAUGAAAUACUGGCCAGGAUCUUUGGGGAAGACAUGUAACUAUGUGAUUCUGAUGGCUCAGCUAUACACAAAGGGUAAAAAAAUGGGAAUCCAUGCCUUCGUCGUCCAGAUCAGAAGUCUGCAAGACCACAAGCCCAUGCCAGGCGUUACUCUUGGUGACAUCGGAAACAAGUUGGGUUAUGAAGGCAUGGACAAUGGUUUCCUCAUGUUCAACAACUACCGUGUACCCAGGGAUGCCAUGCUUAUGAGAUACGCCAAGGUUGAGAGAGAUGGCACUUAUGUGGCUCCCAGGAAUGCUAAGAUAGCGUAUGGGUCCAUGGUGUACAUUCGAGCGCUCAUUGUCGGAGAUAUGGGACGUUCUUGCGCACAGGCCUCAACCAUAGCAACAAGAUAUAGCGCAGUCAGGCGACAAACAGAAAUAAGACCUGGUGGUCCGGAACCUCAGGUGAUAGACUACCAGACCCAGCAAGAGAAGCUGUUUCCUAUGAUCGCUGCUUCCUAUGGUUUGUACUUUACCGGAAUCUUCAUGGGGCUGGAGUACAACAGAGUGACAGCAGACAUUGAGAAGGGAAACUUGGAAGAGAUGCAGUCGCUGCAUGCUUUGGCAGCAGGACUGAAGGCUCUGUCAUCAGAUAUUGCCAGCGACGGCAUUGACAAGCUCAGAAGGGCAUGUGGGGGUCAUGGAUACACAAACGCCAGCGGGCUGGGGAAAAUCUGGGCGAACAUUACACCUGCGUGCACAUACGAGGGCGAAAACACGGUCAUGUACCUGCAGUGUGCAAGAUAUCUGGUGAAGGUUUACGCCUUGGUAGCCACAGGCAAACAACUGCCAGGAUUCAUGAGUUACCUGAACAGAUCAGGGAAACAACAAAGUUCCCUUACCCAGGCCCUCAACAUGGAGGACUUUGUGGACUUGUAUGAGCACACCGCUGCCAGGCUGAUCAAGGUGGUGGCUAUACGGCUACAGGCACUGUUGAAGUCCGGCACAUCCGUGGAAGAAGCACGCAACCUGUGUGGCGUUCAGAUGGUCCAGGCUGCCAAGAUGCACAGCUACGCAUAUACAGUGCGUACGUUUAAUGCCGUCAUCCAAGCUCGUGCCAGUGACCCGAAUGUGGCGAAGGCUCUUACAUCCCUGUGUCAGCUGUUUGCUGUGAACGGCAUCUUACAGAGGCUCGGGGACUUUUUACAGGAUGGCUACUUGUCAGGCCAGCAGGCAGCCAUGUUGGCUGAUAAGCAGUUGGCUUUGUUUGCCGACAUCAGGCCCAAUGCUGUUGCACUAGUAGAUGCCUUUGACUACCCUGACCAGGUGCUCGGAAGCUGCCUUGGAAGAUAUGAUGGGAAUGUAUAUGAAGCGUUGUACGAGUAUGCCAAAAACUCGCCAUUGAAUAAACAGGAUGUUUUGCCAUCGUACUACACAACACUGAAACCACUGAUGUCAGGGGAGCUCAAUUUUGAUCCUCCAACUGCAAGAAUGUAGUGAUCUCUCUUGGAUUACAGGGGAGCUAACUUUUGACCUAACAGUUGUUCGAUGAUGUCCAUUGAGUGUUGUGUGGGCAUGGCACAUUAGAUGAUACUUGUUUGAAAAAAAAUCAUGAACUUAAUUAUAGACGACUUUAUGCUGGAACUAUAUACAUAAUGAUUAGUUGCUCUAUUUAAAAUUCAACACCUAAACCAAUCAAAUCUUGACAUUCCACACACAUGGGGGUCUUCUUAUCAAAUAGCGUAUGACAAUUGCAAGAGCUAGAAUUUCAGUAAAACAGUUUUUGUGUGAUAUAUAAUGAAAUUGAAAAUAAUUCUUGCAACUUUUAUAAACUUUGCUGUAAAACUGACCAAUAAAUCUCGACAUUCAUAUUAUAACUACAUGUACUGAGAAAUACUUAUUUGAGAAAAUAGUACAAUACAUACAUUUAAGAUGGACUAAUGGACUUCUUUAAAGCAAACUUAUUGUUUAAUGAGAGUGAUUUUUUUAAAUAAGGUGUUACAUGUGUAGGUACAUUGAAAUUGGUGAUAAUUGCAAAAUUCUUUGUGAAAUCAUUGUACAAUAAAAAGAAUUACCAGUAAGUGGAAAGAUUGUCUGAAUUAAAAAAAAUCUGAUGUAAAGUGUUAGAAUCAAAGAUUUAGCACAGUAUUGUUGUAAUCUUCAUAAACCAUGUUCAUCUUAUUUAUAUUGAAUAUCUAUAGUAUAUUCCUUUAAAUUGUAUAUAACUACCAGUGACAACAUUUUCACCAUGCAUGUGUACAACAACCGCAAGGAAGUAUUAUUUUCAAGUUUUUGUUUUAUGUAAGUACACACUCUAUUUAAUGUAGAUUCAUGAUAAUACGUUUUUAACCAUUGUGAUUGUUGAUGAUUUUAUAAAUUGCUUAUUUAUAUAUAUAAAGAUGAAAAAGGCAUAUUUAUACAAAUAAACAGAAAUUUAUUAAA